UAGAACAAUUGACAAAGAUAAUAAUUUGAAAACAAAAAAUGUUGGAAUUGAUGCGCGAUCAUUGGACUCUGCUACGAGAUGUAUAUCAACACGAUCGCACAAAUCUAACGGGCUACGAUCUAAUCAACAUGUAUAUAAAUAACAACGAUGAAGCGAAUCAUGUGAAAAUGUACACGACAGACGAUGAUUGGCUGGAUCAUGGAACAUUUGUGCUAAUCCACAACAAUAUCAACAAAUCAGAUAUAUAUCUAAAUACUCUAAGUGGUUCGUUCAGGGAUCUACAAAAUCUGCUGAGUUCUCUUCAACUGAACGAUCGAGUCUGGUUUUGUGGCUAUAAACAGGUAUUGAAGUUAACUGUAAAUAACUAUUGCCUUGAGAGAGGACUAAGUUUGAAGAAGUUGGAUCAAAUGGAAACAUAUGUAUAUUAUUUACCUAAAACGACUAUAGAAUCAUUCGAUAGUCGUUUAAUUGCAGAUAUAAAUUUCGCUCCAUUGAACCUUAAGCACGCUACUUUAGUUGAUGAACAUUGGCCAUAUCGUUCAAUUGAUUCUUUGGCACUGAUCGAGGAUCGCAUCCAAAAUCAUAUUAGUGUUGGCGCUUUCGAUGGAAAUGGUCAACUUUUGGCCUGGUGCUUGAGAGCUGUCCAGGGAAGUCUCAGCAAUUUGUAUGUGUUACCCUCUUAUAGGCGUCUCGGUCUGGCUUCUUUACUGGUGCGACAUAUGGCUAAAAAAAUUGCCGCAACUGGAGCCGAGGUUUUGGCCACGAUUGCCUUUGGCAAUGAAAUUUCCCAGCUAUUUUUUGAGAAACUUGGUUUCAAGCUUAUCGACAGUAUAGUCUUCACCAUGGUGCCUGCACUAUGAUCGAGCUAUAUUUAUAUACAUAUGUAUAUAUA
Messenger RNA from Drosophila arizonae, 892 nucleotides. RefSeq names its product Glycine N-acyltransferase (gene Glyat). The record is from RefSeq and is a predicted model, not a curated record. Gene Ontology annotation, molecular function: acyltransferase activity, transferring groups other than amino-acyl groups. NCBI's taxonomy places the organism in Eukaryota, Metazoa, Arthropoda, Insecta, Diptera, Drosophilidae.